Pocillopora meandrina is the source of this 2071-nucleotide messenger RNA. The record is from the annotation of a GenBank genome assembly. Lineage: Eukaryota; Metazoa; Cnidaria; Anthozoa; Scleractinia; Pocilloporidae.
GAUUGAGAUGAAAAUUGUCAAAGGAAUGGGCAGAGAACCAAGGGAGUGCUUUUUGCUGGAAGAUGGACGACACCUUGUCCCCAAAGGAAUUUUCUUUAUUAAACGUAUUCAAGGUAAGCAAUCAUCAUUCUGUUUCAAUCUAAAUCCAUCACAGGCCCACUUCCAUCUCAAACUAUACAAGUCACAUGUGGCACUUCACUUCCACCACUAUACCUCAGCACUUCUGGAAAACUCCACUUCUGCCACAAGACUUUUCCUCCUCACAGAAUUUCUCUAGACUAUGCACAGCCCCUCCUUUUCAGCAAAAUCUGUCGUGCACCUUGUGGAACUCUGGGAGUGAGGUGCACAAAAAGUCGGUAUUGAAUCCGCCUCCACUAUGAAACAAAUGCACUAUUGAUUUUUUUUUUUAUCUACAGAACCUUGGACUUAUGCUCACAGUCGCUCUGCUAAGCAGUUAUAUUUUUACAACAAAGACACUCAUGAGUCCACGUUUGAAAUUCCCAGAGAUUCAGUGGCUUCUUUCAAGUAAGUGAACCUCAGAUAUAAGAGCUGUCUUCAGUUUAUUUAGCAUAAAUUGUCUGGUAAGCAGAAACACUCUUAGCUAUGUUGGUUAUGUGAAAGUCUGUCACUAACUAAUUUUGGUUUUGCUUUGAAAUUUGGUUAGAUUACAUAAAAGCAGAUGCAACUUUUUCAACUAAUGAGAUUUUAAACCUAAACUAGAUGCAAUACUUGGUCAUACUCUUUUUUUCCCACUAAUAGUGUAGAUGACAUCUGCUGACUUUGCAUUUUGAUUGGUUCAGUGUAGUGAGAUACUCUUGUGGCUUACUCACUGCCUGCAAUGCAGGGUUACAUUUAAGUUUGAUUGAAAAUAACUGGAAAUUUCUUUUUUGUUAAAAAAUGCAGAUCAUCACUUGGCACACGGUAUUACUGGCCAUGGGAAGAUGUGGAUUUAAGUCAUGAUGAAGGACCAAGAAUGGAAAGAAAUAACCUCAUUGAAUUCUUCACUGCCGCACAAAAUGAAUUUAUCCAUGGUCCUCCUAGAAAAUAAGAUCACUAGCUGAAAAAAGGGGUGUGAUGGAUCUGUAUAUAAGGCUGUCUUGCUGUCCUUCUUACCAAAGAAACUGCCAAGUUAACUACCUUCUAAAACUGAGACAGAAGGUGAUUGACCACAAGAACUUACUAAGGAGAAAAGACAGUACAAAUUGUGGAAACCAUUUGGGAAAGUGGAACCCAUUUGAGUUGGCCAUUCCCUGAGACUUGGAAAAUCACCUGAACUAUUCAUUCACUUUGCCCAGACACAGUUGUUGUUUUGAAAACCAGUGUAAGAUGGAGUUUGAUUUCAAACUGCACAAAUGAUUUGUUUUGCAUGUGUCCCCUAAGUGUAUUACAAUGUAGGCCUCAAAAAAUUUACUUUGCAUCACUUUCCCCAAGAUUCUGUUUAAUACUACUGUGUGAUUAAUAUGGUUGCUUCAAGGUGCCUUCCUUUACACAGGUAACAAUCAAUUGCCAUAUUAUUAUUUUCAUACAGGGUAGUUAUUUUAUUCAAGUUACACUGUUGAACCUUUUUAUACAGCUUUAUUUAUAUUUGAAAUUAUGGCAUUUGCCAUAGUUCCUAGUGAUUGUAUAGGUAUAAUUUCUGUUUAUGUCAAUGCAAGCCAAUUAGAUUGGAGCAAAAAUAAAACAAGCAAUCAAAUUGCAUUCAUCAAAAUUUACUCCUUUUACAUUUAAUGUACUGUUUAUGUGUAGUUAAAUAUUUUCACUCCCAUGAAUGACCAAGAAUUUCUCCUUACAGUAUUAAUACAACAUUGUGCAGACAAGUGAUAAGAAUAAUGAAAAAAAACAAAUAGGGAUUACUAGUUGAUCCAAUGCAAAAUCUUCAGAACAACCAUCAUAAGAAUUGUUUGGCAGACAGUAAGGAGAAUUACUAAUGAGAUCUUGGAAGUAAUAGGUUUAAAAUUCUGGUAACAGGUGUGACACUUCUGGUUAUAAAUGCAACUGUUAGGAAAAGUUUUAAACUUGUCUUAUUAAAAGCACCAAAUGUUUUUGUUUUCUUGUUUUUAUGGAAUCACAU